This is a messenger RNA of Phycodurus eques (leafy seadragon), 1489 nucleotides long. RefSeq names its product endothelin-2. Bases 49 to 486 code for a protein of 145 amino acids. The transcript is spliced from 4 exons. Gene Ontology annotation, cellular component: extracellular region. Gene Ontology annotation, biological process: regulation of vasoconstriction; vein smooth muscle contraction; intracellular calcium ion homeostasis. The record is from RefSeq and is a predicted model, not a curated record. Gene Ontology annotation, molecular function: endothelin B receptor binding; hormone activity. Lineage: Eukaryota; Metazoa; Chordata; Actinopteri; Syngnathiformes; Syngnathidae.
UGACAUCAUUAAAGAGGGAAAGCAGCGGUACAUAAGACUGUCACACAGAUGGAACAGCAGCACAGUGACAACACCGCAAUGACCACACAGCUAAGUGCACAUCUGUCCAAUAUGUCCUCUCAUGUCAGAAUUUUACUUCUCAUCAUGCUCUGGGCGUCUCUGCAGCAUGGCUCUGGGCGCCCGCUGAUGGAGGCCCAAGAAGCGCGUGCCGGUGACGACGUCCGAGCGGCGAGGUUAAGGAGCAAACGUUGCGCGUGUAGCAGUGUGCACGACUCCGAGUGCUACUACUUCUGCCACCUGGACAUUAUAUGGGUGAAUACGCCCAGCAAGACAACACUUUAUGGCCUCGGUGGCGCUACGGCACGACAACGAAGGUCUGCGGGCAGGUGCGCUUGUGCUAACCUCGACGACCUAACCUGUGCCAGUUUUUGUUAUCAUAGAGGUGUGACUAGCAGGUCCAAGAAAGUCCACAGUUCAUCAGACUGAGAGGGAAACAAUAGUCUCUGAGGCGAAACAUCCGCCAGGCAGCACCAGAACGAACGCUGCCGCUGCUUAGCUGGCGACGCGAGAAAGGAGCUGCCAGGUGAGGCCAACAAGGAGAGGCGGAAACACCGCGAAGAUGUCCGUCCUGGGAAUGCGGUGAAAAUGACAGAUGUCUGCAAAAGACAAGAGCUGUCAGGUUCAGAGAGCCCUUUGUCUCCAAAUGUGAAAAGUGAGGGAGCCGAUCAGCACACAUGGAAAGAAUGGACUGGUCCAGAUUUUUUUUUUUUUUUUUUUUUUAAACAAUACUUCCUGACAUUCACAUAAUUGUACUCAUCAUAUUGUAAAAUGAGUUCUCAUGACUAUUCAGGGGACUUGUGGUCUGUGAUGAAAAAGAUAUAUCAUGUACAGUGUGUGGUGGAAAAGUCUUGGGGUGCAACUCUUCAUCAUUGUGAGUUCAUGAGUUCCCCUUCAAAAUUCUGUUCGUCUUCCUACCCAGCAAGGUUAAUAAAGUUAUGGUUGGAUGAAUUUGGUGCGGAAGAACCCUAUCAAACAUCUUUGGAAUGAAUCCAGAACUGAUUCAUUCAAAUGUCUUCAUAGUUUUAUUUCAUUAUCAAUUCAAUUUAAGGCUGCAACUGAUGAUAACCUUUACGAUUAAUCUGCAAUUCGGAUUUAAAAAAUAGAAUUUCUUCUCCAAUUUCCAUCCCUUUAUUCAAAAACAGUACAUCAUUUAAAAUUGGCAAUGCAGAAAAUGCACAAACAUAAAUGGUUUGGUCUGUAACAUGUCAGAAAAUGGGCAAAAAUGCUGAUCUUUGAUUUCUAAAGUAAAAGCAGAUGUUUGCAAAUGUAUUAUUCUGUUUGAACACAGAGAUAAUCAGUCUGCUUUCAUGGAGGAUUACAGAAACAGAGAGAAUAUCGAGAAUAUUUACUAUCAAGAGGCUGAAGUUCCGAGGAUUUGGACAAUUUUAAUUUAAACAAGGUCUCUAAACGAUGAAUCGAUUGUCAAAAU